Messenger RNA from Girardinichthys multiradiatus, 1040 nucleotides. RefSeq lists its product as uncharacterized. The coding region runs from base 103 to 810 and encodes 235 amino acids. The record is from RefSeq and is a predicted model, not a curated record. Gene Ontology annotation, molecular function: signaling receptor activity. The transcript is spliced from 6 exons. NCBI's taxonomy places the organism in Eukaryota, Metazoa, Chordata, Actinopteri, Cyprinodontiformes, Goodeidae. Gene Ontology annotation, cellular component: cell surface.
CGACCUCUGGUGUCCAGAGGAGGAACUCCAUCAUUCAGAGAACUUCCUGGUUUAUCAGUAAAAGGAAGAAGAGAAACAGUUAGAACCCAUCAGCAGCUCAGGAUGAAGGUCUGUCACACUUUGAUCUGCUUCUUCUUCUUCCUCACAUCACUGCAGGAUGGAGACACUGGAGAACCUCGUACAGCAAAGGAAGGAACCAACAUCACAGUUUCAUGUCCAUUUAGUUACUCUGGAAGCAGAAGGUUCUUCUGUAAGGAAACCUGUGAAGGAAACAAUAUUCUGAUUGAAACAACAGAGGACAGAGAUCAGCGAGGAAGAUACAGCAUUUAUUAUGGAAAAAAAAACUUUUUUUCAUCUGAUAUUAUGUAUGUGAGCAUCACACGGCUGAAACAGUCAGACUCAGGACGGUACCGGUGUCAAUUGAAUAAUACAUGGACUGCAACUCAAUAUGAGGAUUUUGAUCUUGAUGUAACAGGAGCUUCAACCACUUCAGAACCAAAGUGGACUCUGCAAACUUUUACAUCAACAACAUUAACACAGAGGUUGAGUUCCUCUUCUUCCUCCCUGUCUGAAAGCACCCAACAGACCAGAACAUCAACUGGACCCAAAAGUCUGCAGCUUUAUGUUGGUCUGACUCUGGUCGCCAAGAUCAUCUUGUUAUCAACACCUCUGGUGAUUUUCUGCUGGAAGAGGAGGGUCACAAAAACUAAUGAUCCUGCUGUAGAAUCAGAAUAUGCUGUCGUCUCUCAUGACCAACCCAGAGAGGGAGGAAAUCAGAGAGGAGGAAAAACAGAACCGUUCAUCUGCUGAGGAAACAUCUUCAGUUUAGACCUGAACUAAACUCUGUGAAACAAUCAGAGCUCAAAGUACAGAUGAGGAAAAUGUUGUAUAACUUUUUCACAAAACAAAAUAAAUAAAAACUGUUGCAGGAUUCUAAGUUUCUGCCCAUUAACAGUAACAUGUUUCCUAAACAGACAAUAAUUCUGCUUCAUUGUUCAUCAAGAAUAUUUGAAGUCUAUGAUUAAAAAAGCUCUCACGUC